CCCCAAUUGUAAAUUUUAUUGUUACUAUAGUCGACAAGACCCAUCAGCCACUAUAUCAUCUGUUUUAAAUGGAAUCGCGGUUGCGUAUUUUCGUCGCUUGGGGACACAAAUUGCGUGACUUGAAUUCCGGGACUUGUUUGUUUCUACGCAUGAUCGGUGGGUGCAAGACAAGCUUGGGAAGCGUUUGUACUUCGGUCCCUGCUUGUUCAACAUGAUUCGCUGGUGUACCUUGAAUAAAGGCGCCGAUGUGAACGAUGAAGACACGGCCGAAAUUCAGGUUGAGCGUCUAUUGGGGACGUAUCAAAAAGCGCUAAGGCUUCAUCAAAAGAAACAGUACGCUGAAGCCAAACGACUGUAUCAAGAGAUCAGCAGCAACGAAUUGGUUGCCAAAAAAGAAUCGGACACCGACACUGCAACCGCUUUGACGAUCCAGAAUUCUCCACUCGUCAUGUUACGAUUCUUGGUGUACAAGAAUUAUGCUUCCAUACUUGAGAGCGAGUUUGUCGCCAGUGACACCAAAGAUCCGCAAAUCGCCAAACACGCCAUCGAACUUUACUUUCAGGCUCUGACCGCUGAUCCUACCGAAGCGUCUCUCUGGUACCCUAUUGGCGAAUUGGCGCAUGCUCUGGGAUACUAUCGAUUUGCACGCCUGGCUUUCGAAAAUGGAGUGUAUUCGGACGUGAGUCAGCAACGCAAACUGGAUAUUAACGCGCCCAUCGGCAGCUCCAUGAUCUCCGAUCCUGCCAAAAUUCAUAAAGCAUUACAAAGUGGACCCAUCCAUCCCGGGCAAUGGAAAUGUAUGGAAGGAUUAUGCAAUGUGCUGUACGAUAUCGGUGAUUUCGGUCUCUGCCAAUACUACGUUCAACAAGGCCUCGCACGAUUUCCUCAAUGGGCCGUCGGCGCUCGCUUACAGAAGCAGUUGAACAUGUCCUCAACAAAUGAAGACGCAAUGGAGAAUGAAAAGCUGGUCAUUGAUCAAGAACCACCAGCAACUAUGUCCGUCACUGUUGCAAAACCGGAUUGGUCCCUUCUCAUUGAAACCUUGCUUCAACAAUAUGUGGAUAUGACCUGGAAGGAAUCUUCUUCGGAUCCUGAAAAUGAACAUCCACUUCUGUUUAUCAAUACCUUGCUCAACAUCAAAGUAAACAUCCCCAAACCCGUGACCGCUUCGCAAGAGGUAGAGGAAGAGCCCCAGCAACCACUACAGUCUCAGCAGCAGCAGCAGCACCCGGUGUCGGAAACUCCAGAUCACCCACCUACGGAGGUCCUGAUCGCGGAUCAGGAUCGCCCUAUGGCGGAAGCUUUUCGAUCUGAUGCGGAAGGCACCCAAGCUUCGCCCAUUAUUCUGCUUGACAAUGGCGAUGCAGAAAUGUCAGCCAAAGAUACGUCCACUGGUGACGUUGCCGAACCCAGCAAUACAGAUGAAGAGACCUCCAAGAAGCGAGAAAGAGAAGAAGAAGAGGGCUCUGAAGCUGGAGAGGAUAAUGAGUUUGAAUAUGAAGAAAAACGGGCCACUCUAAGAGCUUCAAAAAGACAACGCGAUAAAAUGGAAAAUAAGGAAGCAUCCCGUCAAAAAAUGCUUGCGGAAGAGAAGGUGGCAGAUGACAAGAUUCAAGCAUUAUUCGAUCAAGUAACCUCGAUCGAUCCGGAGCUAUUCCCAAAUCGCCAUCCUUGGUACGAUGUCCUCAUGGAUGGAAAAGAAAAUGCCACUCGUCUUUUCUACGAAUGGUUUGACAUCAAAAUCUCGCAACUGGACAGCAGUUAUGCAUGGGAUGUAGAUCAUCCAUCGAUAAAAUCACAGAUAUCGAAAGGUCAUGCCGCUCAUCGACGAUAUGACAUUUUCCAACGAACAAAAAGAGACACAGUGGCGACAACUACGCCACUAUCGAGUGACGAAGCGCUGCUAAAAUUUGUUCAAAAACUGAAUGACAAGAAUUCCGGUAUCACCGAUGUUCUUUGCCAAUUGACUCUGGCGUUACUGGAAGAAGACGUCCAUCACGGCAGUUUACCGUCGACGGAGGAAUCCGUCGCAAGUUGUUUGGUAGACACCAUCCUCACAUUAAACAAUACAUUAAUCGGGGCCAUCAUGCACGGCGAUCUGUGCAAUGAAUCGGCAGAGAAUUUCCAUAAUUGGCGAAUGCAGAUUAUUGUACGUGUAUGCGAACGGCUGGUGGAUCGGCUUAUCACGACCAUUAUCAAUACGAGUGCUGCGGAAGCCACCGAAUCAACGAAGCGACGAUCGACAGCGAGCGCGAAACAAUCCGAAGCGUCCAUUAAACAGUUAUCCGACUUGUGUCAAGCAUGGAUUGGAUUGUUCGAACGCUGUGUGAUGAAGGAGGCGAUGGAUAUUGCAGUGACCUACGUUGAUAUACAGCAACUGGACCGUGUUGACUGGAUCGACAAGGAAUUGCUGUUACGAUAUUGGUUUGUUAAAGGAAAAAUGGCGCAAUGCGACGAAGACGUAGAAGCGGCUUUUUCAUGGUACGAAAGCUGCGAAACCUUGUUCAGCACCCCGGAAAUGCAAAAUAUAUCCAUUUUAUUGCAGUGUGAAUAUGACGGGAUCCUUGAUAAGGAACAUAUCGUGGAGAAACUACAUGCGCUACAAAUGGGAAAACAGUCGGUAUUAGUUCGUACCAAGAUGAAUGCCAAGGAUUACAAAGGAGUGGUGGACCUGGUGGAAACCAUGGUCACUACGAGACUGCAAACGGAACCUCUUUCCACAUACAACGAGUUUUAUGAAAUGUUGACGAUGCUGGCCAAGUCGUACAUGGAGACGGAUCAUCAUUUGAAAGCAUGGCAGUGCUAUGGGCAAAUCCUUUAUCGCUCAGUGAAGGAACUAAUUGCUCACGGAUCCGGUCAAUAUCAGAGCAGCGAAAUAUCACAAAAAGAUGAUGAUCCGGAAUUCUUUCGCUUAUUGAAACAAAUUGAUACACUCUUACAGGAAUUAACCUCUCUCACGUUGAGCGACCAUAUGACAGACCUUUCUUCGGCUUCAUUUGAGAUGGAGCUUGCGAAAGCGCUGAUAGUGUUGAUGCGAACUUCGCUUAUCUACAUCUUUCGCCAUCCCGAUUUCAUACCUCUUGUGAAUAACUUUACUGUUCCUGAUAUGGCGCCUCACGUCCCUUCUCAGGCCAGCAAAUCCAAUAUCUAUAACGAUAUCAUCACCAAAACCUGGACAUUGAUUUCGUCGCUUUUGCAAAAGUUCCUACAGAAGAGUCAUCAGUUUGUCUCAGAAUCUUUGCCUGUCCUAGCCGAUUUAUUACAAACAUUACACGAUGAACUUGGCGAGCGCGAAAUUUGCGGGGCGUCCAAAGGCAUCUUCUUAACUCAUUUAUUGGGUGUGUUGACCAAACUAGACGAUGCAGAGUAUCGUCGAAAUAUUUAUCAGUGCUACCAUUGUCUGUACGGUGUUCAUCUAGCAGCUGAGACAGAUGUCAUUGAGGAGCACAAUGCUGCGCAUGAAAUAAUCACGCAAAAGGCGGCCGAACCUCUUUUCAACCUUGUUGUGAACACUGUGCUUGAAAAAUUGGAACGAGGUUCUCCUCUGAAAAGCGAUCUGAAAGAUGUCACCGAUACACUCAUGGAAUUGUUCCAAAAACCACCCACAGACCAUUAUCAAGUCAAGGCCAAUCUGAAAAUCAUUGACGGGUAUCUGAAUCGCCAUAUUGAUCUCCAUCAAUCCAUUGAUUCCAUGCUACGCUAUGCCAAUAUUGCCACCAUUCCAGUCCGUUCCACCAAAAAGAAACCCAUCUCACCUGUAUAUUUUAAGAUCUACUGGAUCAUGGGUAAAGUGCUACGUCUACAGGUGAAACAUCGAUCAAAAAUCAAUUCAGAAAGGACCAUGGAUGAUUUGGAAGAUGCUAUUGAACAAUACACGAAUCAUCUCGCCCUGAGUCCCUACGAUGCGCAUGGUUGGUAUGAACUUGGACUUUGCUUUAUGCAGCUGACCGAUGAGGAACUGGGAUGGAGUGCGUCCAACAUUGUUUUGCAUAAGGAUCGAUUGGCGGAAUAUCAAAAGAAAGCGUACCAUGCUUUCUUUAGAGCUUGGAAUCUAUACCGCUCUGGUUCGGCAGCGUUUGAUGACCGCACGAAGCUGUAUGAGUUCUUUAGUAAUUUCGGACAAUUGAUCUAUACGAUGGUUGCCGAGCCCAUGGGAAUGGAGUCUUUCCAGGACCAAGAAAAGAAGCGAGCCAUGGGACAGAAUGGCGAGCUUUAUGAAGUCACUCCCACCGCCCCGCAGCCCGCACAAGCGUACAAGCUCUCACUCAUCUUCUUUACCAAGGCCCUAAAAUACAAAGCACCCGAUGGAUCCGAAUGGAAAUCACUCUACAUGUGUGGAAAAUGUUAUGACAAAUUGAGACGUCCAGCCAAGGAAAUCCUCAAUUGGUAUCAAAAAGCUGAGAAACGAGCCGCCGUGUAUGCAUCCAAACAUGGUGGACACGAGAGGAUCCUUGAACCUACCUACAAACUAUGCUCCGUGCUGCUAAAAUUACUAUAUCGUGGCGAUAUUCAGCCUGAGGUGGCCAUGGACUACGUGGACAUUCCUACACAGGACACCACAAUGUCUAGUACCUCCGAAUCAAAGACCGAGUCAUUGAUGGCGCCACAACUACCUACCCUUCCAUCAUCCACAUCUGCCGGGCCCUCCUCUCCAUACCUGUAUCCGUUAUCACUUAGUAUCACUCCUCAAGGCGUCGCCGUGCUUCAACCGACGCCAUCCACAUCAACUUUUCUUCCUCCGUCCACCGAGACAUCAAGCGCAAAAGCCAUGGACCACGAACCCAGCAUAUCUGUAAACAACCUGUCAAACGAGGCAUCUGAAACAAAUACCGAACACAGCGACCAUACCGAGCAUGUAUCUUCCCAUCUUUCCUCGAAUUACGCCUUAAUCUACAAUGCAAUAUAUGACAAGUUGGAUGAGAUCCGACGCAUUGACAAGCGAAAGUGGCAUCAUCAGCCUAUUUAUCUACAUGCCUGGAUGCACUAUAAAAUAUAUCACAAUGUCGCCGAUGCCAAGUCGGAUAUGCUGCAGUUGUUCACACUUCGCUCCAAUACAAAAUCACACAUCAAUAUCUGGAAACCAGGAUUUGAAAGGCCCGGAAAACACUUUGUUUAUGUGCACAAAUAUACUUUAUUCAUGAUUGAGCUUGCCAAGGCUUCCAACGAUCCAGAGUUCCUGAAGACGUUAUGUCGGAAACUACGCAGAGGACAGACUGUCCUGUUACAUGACAAGGAAGUUUUCUUGGCUGCGUAUAAGGCAUACUUGGAUCUCAUUCGAUCAGAACUCAAUUCCACCAACCCCGACCUGGAUGCAGACAUGAAGCGUCUGCUUGAAAGUUCAGUCGACAAGCAAAAGUUUAUUACGUUGUGCGAAAAUUAUGCAAAGUCGCAAGCCGAAGCAAAAGCAUCCGUCAAGCCAGAUUUGCUUGUUCUUCUUCAGGAACUGUUCGAAAUCAAGCGCUUAAAUCAAGGUUUAACUGGCGAUAAGACUGUGGACGGCAACAUUCAACAAUGCUUUGUUGCGUUGGUUCGUUCCAAAAUGGAUUGGGAUUCGUUAUUCACGCCCAAAAAUCCUGAAGCCACUGCAUCUGAUGAAAUGUCAGUUGAUCAACCCUCAUUGGAGACCGAAAAACCGCCAGAUACUGGGUCGUCCGAUAACGUCACUUCAGCGACGAUCUUAACGCAAGCCAAGUCAAUGGUUCACACCCUAUCAGGUGCUACAAAAUAAGUGCCGUUUCAUCCAAUGAGAAUGGUGCAAUUUUCGAGCUAAUGGAUAGACCACUUUCUUUUUUCCAAUGCCAAGCCCUCAUUAUAUUUGUAUGAACAUUUGUAUAUAUAUAUUAGCGUCUUCCGAGAAAUGAAAUAAUGUUACCAUCAAUAAUCCAUCAUGU
Messenger RNA from Radiomyces spectabilis, 5891 nucleotides. RefSeq lists its product as uncharacterized. Gene Ontology annotation, molecular function: protein binding; nucleosome binding. Gene Ontology annotation, biological process: chromatin organization. The coding region runs from base 212 to 5728 and encodes 1838 amino acids. The transcript is spliced from 23 exons. Gene Ontology annotation, cellular component: nucleus; HIR complex. Lineage: Eukaryota; Fungi; Mucoromycota; Mucoromycetes; Mucorales; Radiomycetaceae. The record is from RefSeq and is a predicted model, not a curated record.